Molecule: messenger RNA, 1517 nt
Organism: Candidula unifasciata
Lineage: Eukaryota; Metazoa; Mollusca; Gastropoda; Stylommatophora; Geomitridae
Source: the annotation of a GenBank genome assembly
GGUCGGAACUCAUCUUCCAGCAAGAGGAAACAAACUCAAGGCUUACCCUCUCCUGUCGGCUGCCCGACUUCGUCUCCCCAAAGCUGCAGCACAUCGAUGUCAUACUCAUCUCCAUGAUGAAAGGCAACAACCGCAGCACGCUAGCAGCCGUUUCUCGCCACUUCAACCAGGCCAGACCAACAUCUCAUGUACCUGGCGCAGAAGUUAGCGGCUACAUAGCUGACCAGGCUAACGCUACGACUUUCUUGAAGAUCUCCUGGGAUAACCGUACAUCUAGGCAGGGGGAGACCUACACGUGUGUUGUGUAUGGCGCUAACAAAGACUGGGCUCCUCAGACCGCCACCCAACGCUUGUCGGUCAAGGACAAAUCUUCGUCUAGCUUGGUUAUGGUGUCUGACCCGGAAGUGAUCAAGCUAGGACUCACCAAAGAGCUGCAGAUAUUGUGUACAGUUCCUGACCACUCACUUCUCAAUAUCACCAAAAUGGCGUCGCUGGAAAUAUUCAAACAGCAAAACGGAAUUAAAUGUCAGUUCGCCAGAAUCAAAGCCGGUUCAGGAGAAGCGGUGCUAACAGGGGCGUUCAAGGCUUCACUCAAUGGAAGCAUGGAGGGCCAGACAACGUUCCUUGGCUUGACGUGGGGCAAUAUUUCCGCCGCUGAUGCAGGGGAGUUUAUCUGCGAGGGGUCCGGAGUUGAUGCUAGAGGACACCCGGUCUUUUUCAGUAAGAAUAUAACGAUUGUCUCCCAGAACCCAGACAGACAGGAGCUGGUUGCGAUGUUGUUCGAGUUGUACAGCAAGAACAGAGAUUAUGAGCAUGUUCAAGAAACGAAACGACAGGUAAUCAGAGAAAAGACACAGCUGAUCAAUCAACUCAGCAAAACUCAAUGCCGACAACCCAACAGUUGCGACAAUACACUGUUUCAACUAGGCCAGUAUAUUGUGUCUCUGGAACCUGAUGAUGGACUCGGACCCAUUUCCGUUUUGUGUGAUGGCGAGAAACGCGGAGAAAUCUGGACAGUUUUCCAGAAGCGAUUUAACGGAAGUGUGGACUUUUAUCGAAACUUUAGCGAUUACGAGAACGGAUUUGGGUCUCUUGACGGGGAAUUCUGGCUGGGACUCAAGAACAUCCGACGUCUUCUGCUGCAGAACGAGAACAAGAACAAGCUGCGGGUGGAGUUCACUGAAAUGACAACGGGGGUCAACUACACGAAAAACUAUAACACAUUUUCUCUAGGACCUCCCCCGGGAUACAAACUUCAAGCCAUUGGUUUCGACGACCUCGGCUACGGGAUGUCCUUCAACUCGGGAUAUAACUUCUCAACUCCCGACCAGGGUGUGCCUCGACUGGCGGUCCUCAACCGUGCAGGCUGGUGGUUCAACUACGACAGUCCUUACGUCAACCUCAACGGCGUUUGGGGCGUCAAAGGAAAAAGGCACUCGGUAUACUGGUCUGAGUUCCGUCGCGAUAGAAACGUCAUUUUAGAAAGAACCCAAAUGAAAUUUAGAAGAAAUUUCUGA